Hemicordylus capensis (graceful crag lizard) is the source of this 4197-nucleotide messenger RNA. It is a transcript of the gene NGEF, whose product is annotated as neuronal guanine nucleotide exchange factor. The coding region runs from base 372 to 2462 and encodes 696 amino acids. Gene Ontology annotation, molecular function: protein binding; guanyl-nucleotide exchange factor activity. The transcript is spliced from 15 exons. Gene Ontology annotation, biological process: activation of GTPase activity. The record is from RefSeq and is a predicted model, not a curated record. Lineage: Eukaryota; Metazoa; Chordata; Lepidosauria; Squamata; Cordylidae.
AUUUGGGUUCCUGGAACAGAAGCCAUUUGAAGAAAGGCUGUUCUCCUGCAGACACAAACUGGCAUCUGUGUAGUCUGACCAGUUGUGCACUGUGCUGCUGUCCUAUAUGCCCUCUAUUGUUAUUGCAAUGCUGAAGCAACAGCUGCGCACCUAAAGAGCAGGAAGAGAAAUCUAUGCCUUCUCCAGUCAACAUAACAGGAUUUCAGUAGGAAGCAAUGAAUCUUUUCUGCUUAAGCUGAUGUUACAAAGAAUUAUGAAAGAAUAAUCUUCAGGCUUCCUAUCUGACUCUGAGUGGAUGCUCCUGAAAAGCCUAAAUCUUGUGCAUACGGGAACCCUCUUCUUCCAGUAUUUGUUAAAGUGCAUGGAUAAAGAUGGGCUCACUAAAAAAUGGUAAUACCAGAAAUGAACUUUUGAACAAAGAUGAACUGUUACGCAUAUUCCACAAGGGUAUGUCUCUACAUGUAAAACCAGAAAUGACAGCCGCAGAAGAACAAUGGAUUCAAAGGCUGCUCCCUUCCUACCCCGGUUACCGUGGCAACCGCCCGGACUCCCCCAGCCCCGCGACUGCUGCGGAAUCGCUCCGUAGCACCAGCAGCAGCAGCAGCCGCCGCUCGCUGCCGGACCCGCUCCUACAGUCGCUGUCGUCGCCGCCACCUCGCAUGGAGCUCCUGGCCGCCGCGCUGAGCGCCGCCUGCGCCCUGGACCAUGAAGGCUCCGCGGAGAGCGUGGCCGGAGCCCGCCUGGACAUUGGCAGUGAAUCCCCCUCCAUGACUGGACCAGUCGCUAUUCCUGAAGAAAGCCCUGUACUUUCAGACUGCCCUGCUGCUUUCCCUGAGGCCCUGCAAGUGAUUCACCCUAUGACAGCUGACUCCUGGAAAAACUUCAUUGAGCAAAUAGGACUCUUGUAUCAGGAAUAUCGAGAUAAAUCCACACGCCAAGAGAUUGAAACUAGGCGGUUGCAGGAUUCACAGACAGAUACCGAAGAUGAAUGCUUGACUACUGAAGAAACACCAUCAGAAACAGAACCUGCAGACCCAGCAGAAAGCAAGGCUGUUCCCCAGAUUAGCUUGCUCAGGAACUCCAAUUCCAGGUUUAACCUAUGGCAAGAUCUUCCAGAGGUCAGAAGCAGUGGUGUUCUGAAUAUUCUCCAGCCAGAUGAGAUCAAACUUCAAGAGGCCAUGUUUGAACUGGUCACUUCAGAAGCUUCAUACUAUAAGAGCAUGAAUCUGCUGAUAUAUCAUUUCAUGGAAAAUGAGCGAUUGAAAAAAAUUCUGCAUCCCUCAGAAGCUCAUAUCCUCUUCUCCAAUGUCCUGGAUGUUAUGGCAGUCAGUGAACGAUUCCUUUUGGACCUUGAGAAACGGGUAGAAGAAAACAUUGUAAUCUCAGAUGUUUGCGACAUUGUCUAUCAGCAUACUAUUAAUCAUUUUUCCGUAUAUGUAACCUAUGUCUCCAACCAGACCUACCAAGAGAGAGCUUACAAGCAACUUCUCCAGGACAAACCAGCUUUCCGGGAGGUGAUCUCACAGUUGGAACUGGAUCCUAAAUGCAAAGGCCUGCCUUUCUCUUCCUUCCUGAUUUUGCCUUUUCAAAGGAUCACUAGACUGAAGUUGCUGGUCCAGAAUAUUCUGAAGAAAGUGGAAGAAAAAUCUGAACGGGAAAUCACUGCCCUUGAAGCUCACAAGGAAUUGGAAACAGUGGUGAAGGCAUGUAAUGAAGGUGUUCGAAAGAUGAGCCGUACAGAACAGAUGAUCAGCAUCCAGAAGACGUUAGAGUUUAAGAUCAAGUCUGUGCCCAUCAUCUCUCAUUCCCGCUGGCUACUAAAACAAGGGGAGCUCCAGCAGAUGAAUGGCCCAAAAACAUCACGGACACUCCGUACAAAGAAACUCUUCCGAGAAGUCUAUUUGUUCCUCUUCAAUGAUUUGCUUGUGCUCUGCAGGCAAAUUUCUGGUGACAAAUACCAGGUAUUUGACUCUGCUCCCAGAGGACUUCUGAGGGUAGAGGAAUUGGAAGACCAGGGACAGAGCUUGGCCAAUGUCUUCAUCCUGAGGCUGUUGGAAAAUGCAGAUGACCGUGAAGUCAGUUACAUGCUAAAGGCAUCAACCCAAAGUGAAAUGAAGCGCUGGAUGAUCUUGCUGGCUCCAAAUCGGCGGACCAAGUUUGUUUCCUUUACAUCUAGGCUCAUGGAUUGUCCUCAAGUACAAUGUGUCCAUCCUUAUGUGGCUCAGCAGCCAGAUGAGCUCUCACUGGAACUGGCUGAUGUGCUGAACAUCCUGGAAAAAACAGAUGAUGGCUGGAUAUUUGGAGAGCGUUUGCAUGAUCAAGAAAGAGGCUGGUUCCCCAGUUCUAUGGGUGAAGAGAUCAUGAACCCCAAGAUUCGUUCUCAGAACCUGAAGGAAUGUUUCCGGGUGCACAAGUCAGAUGACAGUCAGCGAAGGAAGCUAGGCAGCAGGAAUAGACAAUGAUCAUUGCGCACAGUUAUCUGUUCUUCAGAAGCAAUUUGUGUCCGAUGGUGAGACAGUGGGACUCAGUAAUUGGGAGGUGGCACAAAGUAUCGGCUUCUGACAAGCAAGUCUUCUCUCACCUCUAAACUUGUGGGCUUAUUUGCACACUUACAGAAUGGAUAAUAUCUUUGAAGACAGACUUGGGGGAAAGUGAGGCUGCCAUGUGCCUGUACAGAUCUAGGAGCGCUCUUAAAAUGUAUUUCCUAUUGUACUGCAAACUCCAAAGAUUGCACAUAUCUUAACUUUGCAUGGUGAGGAAACAGUGAACACUGAGAAACUGGGGGGGGGGAUUAUGUCAAGGCUCAAGAGACUAGCACGUUGAUGCUUCAACACUCCACCGAAUGGUACAAUGUGGGGGGUGGGCAUUUUUUCUAGUGUCAAAAUAGAGGCAGAGAGUUUAGGAGCACAGUACCUUUGAAAGUGUGUCAGCUUCCAUGCAUCCACGCUCAGAAGUCUCUCCUUAGAAACUUGAGUUUGAAGUGGGACUGCCAACACAGGCACACUGAUCAGUACUUCUAAUUUGAAUGCAUCAGUAGGACACAAAGGUAAAGAAUUUACAAAGCACAAUCUUCUCUGGAUCAAAAUGUUUCACAGUAUUCAUUCACCUGUAGUCUUGUGUUACUCCUGUAGGAAAUGCUGAACUCCAAAUUUUCAAAAGGCAAUACUGAAGCAGAGAAGCUGCCACUCCUAAAACCAGAGUCAGUCCCAGAAACAGGACUGGAAACUCAGGAUGUAAUCCUCUGUCUUCCAGCCCUGCAGUUCACUGCCUGGCUGAUCCAUAUUUCUCAAAGCAUAAACUUCUUAGCCAACCCACUGAGUCAUACUGACUGCUUCUCAAAUCUUGCACAGCUGAUUCUGACCUGAAAGCAUUGAUCAAAACACAAAGUUCUCCCUGAAACAUACUACUGACUGUCACAAACAUUGCAUUAAUAAUGCAGACAUGCUGGUAACAGAGUAGAUGGCACACAACUCUGUUUUAUUUAGGAUUUUAUUUGCCCAAAAUAAAUGCUGCACUGAAUUGCAUGGAACAGUAUCUCAUAAGUAGUAAGUUUUGCUGCUAGGGUCUGUACACAUUUGCUCAUCUGUGGAAAAUCAGAAAUACAAGAGCAGCCAAAUCAAGGUAGAUGUGACAUUUUAAUAGAGGCAACACAUCUGAGAAGCUAGAGAAUUCGUUUGUGGCCAGCAAAGUUCUGUAAAAUUUAUUGCCUUUUCCUGGUGUGUGUGUGUAUAUAUAUUUAUAUAUAUGGAUUGUCAACAGUACUUCAAAUAAUCUGUCAAAUUCAGAGUGCUGAAUGGAAUGCAUCCUUGUCAGUACAGGAGAAUUACACUGGAUGGCUCAUGCAAAGAGGAACUGAGGCAAAAGGCACAUUUUUUGUUCUAAAUGUCUGUAAAUGUUGUACUAAAGCAAUAGGAAGGCCUGUUGCACAUCAGCUGUGCACUCUCAGCCAAAUAGCUAUGUGCAUGAACUGUAUGUAUUAUACUGUCAAACUGGUGUAUAUAGGAAAACCUUAAAGAGCCGAAAAGAACAGGAAAGAAUCUCCUCCUUUGAGGCACCACUUAAAACCAGUAACAAGGAGCUUCUGAAAGAAGAGAGAAAUUAAAAGACUAAGGACAAUAAUCUUGUCAAUCAUGAGGCUGAGAACAACAGAAUGAAGAUUGUAAAGCACUUCGCAUAUUAAAAGUGUUGCAUAAAUAA